CUUUCGCUUUUGGUCUAGAUGUACUUUUCUGCUGCAGACAAUCACAAUGACAAUGAUUCACAGAGGUUGUCCGGAAAGUUAAGCUUGACCGGAGUCAAAUAAAAUUCCUCAUUUAGAAUCUACUAUCUAAACAUUUUGAUUUACUAACCUAGAUAAUUAAUAAAAGCAAUAACUAGAUUCUAGACUUAACGUUAAAAAAAUAAUUAGGCCUAAGUGUAACAAUGACAAGAUUCAAGUUAGCUCUGAUUCAAAUGGCAGUUGGAAUUUCCAAGCCGGAGAACAUUGCUAAAGCCUGCAAGUUUAUUCAAGAAGCUUCUAGUGCCGGUGCUAAAGUCGUCACAUUGCCAGAAUGUUUCAAUUCUCCGUAUGGCACAAAAUAUUUCCGAGACUAUGCGGAGCCAGUCCCAGGAGGACCAUCCAGCGCGGCCCUGGCUAAGGCAGCCAGAGACAACGCUGUUUACAUUGUGGGAGGUUCUAUACCUGAGAAAGAUGGAGAAAAACUUUACAACACAUGUGCUGUCUUUAAUCCUAAAGGUGAAAUGGUGAUAAAACAUAGAAAAGUCCAUUUGUUUGAUAUUGACGUCCCGGGGAAAAUUCGUUUUCAAGAGUCUGAGGUUCUCUCCCCUGGUGAUCACCUGAGCAUGUUUCAAACACCCUAUUGUACUAUUGGUGUUGGCAUUUGUUAUGACAUCAGGUUUGCUGAGAUGGCUCAAGUCUAUGCCAGCAAAGGAUGUUCCCUGCUGCUGUACCCCGGGGCCUUCAACAUGACGACCGGCCCAGCCCACUGGGAGGCCAUCCAGAGGGCCAGAGCUAUUGACAACCAGAUGUUUGUGGCCACAGCCUCGCCAGCGCGGGAUGAAACGGCGGACUACGUCGCCUGGGGUCACUCCACAGUGGUUGACCCAUGGGGAGAAGUCAUCUCAACUACAGAUGAAAAAGAAGGAAUCGUCUAUGCAGAAAUAGAUCUAGCCAGAAUGGAAGAGAUACGUCAGAUGAUCCCUGUGAGAAAACAGAAGAGAUUUGACCUCUAUCAGCCUGUGGCCAUGACCCUCAACAAACAGCGCAAAGAUGACCUCUACAAGAUCAACGACUAGCAAUGCCAGACUCAUGGUCAUUUUUUUGUUUUACAGCCUUGGUGGGUAGCUGUGCUCAAAUGCCAGGUUUUUAAAAAGUGCGGAAUGUUUUAAUUUACCCAGAACUAUGGUGGUUGGGGAACAUCUUAACCAGAUUGGAACUAUGCAUCUUUUUAACGAGACAUUAUGUAAUUAGAUGUUUUAAACAGGUUUACAUUCAAUGAUCAACUGUUUUAGAUUUUUUUUAAUAGCAGUCUUAGACUUGAAUUUAGUCACAUCUGUUGUGAAAAUAGAAGCAGUCGCUACUAACACA
Messenger RNA from Physella acuta, 1386 nucleotides. Its product is annotated as omega-amidase NIT2-like. Gene Ontology annotation, molecular function: omega-amidase activity. Lineage: Eukaryota; Metazoa; Mollusca; Gastropoda; Physidae. Gene Ontology annotation, biological process: oxaloacetate metabolic process; L-glutamine metabolic process. Gene Ontology annotation, cellular component: mitochondrion. The record is from RefSeq and is a predicted model, not a curated record.